Messenger RNA from Camelina sativa (false flax), 837 nucleotides. Lineage: Eukaryota; Viridiplantae; Streptophyta; Magnoliopsida; Brassicales; Brassicaceae. The record is from RefSeq and is a predicted model, not a curated record.
UGGGUUGUUCUUCUCUCCUUCUCUUCAACCUCCUCAGUCGCCGAUCUUCAACAGUGGGGGGUGAAACAACAAUAGAGCGAUACAAUGGCGAUGAGCCUAAUGAACAGAGCAAUCUCAAGAACCGAAACCGUCGGUGCUUUCAGACUAUCGCUUAAUCUCCUUAGGAAUUUCUCUGCGGCGCCGGCGGCAUCUCCUACGUCGAGUGAAAACCCUAGCUCCGAUGCGAAUAAACCUAAAAGAAGAAAGAAGAAGAACUUAAUCGAAGUCGCUCAGUUCUUACCUAAUUGGGGAAUCGGAUACCAUAUGGCUAAAGCUCACUGGAACGGAAUCUCUUAUGAAAUCACUAAGAUCAAUCUCUACAAGGAUGGUAGGCAUGGAAAGGCUUGGGGGAUUGUUCACAAAGAUGGAUUGAGAGCUGCAGAAGCUCCAAAGAAGAUAAGUGGAGUUCACAAACGCUGUUGGAAGUAUAUCCCAAAUCUGACAAAGGCUGCUCCUGCAACAAACUCUGCAACCGCUGCUGCUGAUGUUCAAGCUGCCUGAUAUGUUUACUUCCAUUGUUCUGGGUACUUCUCGAUAUAUCUAUUUGCGGUUUCUUUAAUUAUUAUAAGAUGCAGUUGUUGUUUAUUUGAAUUCGUCGAUAGCUUUGUAGGAAAUGAUCCAGAAUCUAAGGAUGAUGAUCGCUUUUUUUUGUUCCAUCUUGGUUUUGAUUUUGAUGUGCCUGCAUCCGAGAAUCACUGGGGAUAGGGUUUUGCUACUAUUAAGUAUGGUUUUGUUGUGUAGGAGACCUUCUGGUUUUAAACAUCUAAUAAAAGGAUCCAAUUACCAGUGGCAUAUGAA